CAUAGCCCCGGACCCUCACGGUGCACGGCCUUCGGCCACGCAAUCAGGCAUCCCUGAGUGUGAGUACCAACUCAAAAUAUAGCCCUAUCCCCAUGACCGCACUAUAGAGCUGGGUAACGGGGGUAACACUGACUGACAGAAAACACAAUCGCCACUUCAAGUACAUUUCCCUGUUUAUUCUGUUCGUAUUUACCCUUAUUUACAUAUCAUAUAUUUGAGUUAAUCAAUUAUGUAGCUAAUGAUGUGAACGGAUUGCAAUGCCAUAGGGUAAAAUAACCGCAAAACGGUACAUAAAGAGGUACCUUAGGUCUGAGAAAACUGACCCCUCUAUACACCAUUUUGUAUUGCAGAUCAUACAAAGCCCCGGAUGUCGUGUCGUUUCGUUUGGUACACAACUUAAGCCCCAGGUAUUAAAUAAGCUCUUGAACCAGCUGGGACUCUAGAUCUUCCAAAAUCAUUUAAAAUUGACAUUUUAUCCAUGUUUCGAUGAAGAUUUUCACCAAUGUUUUAUUGUGCAAGGUAACACAUGGAAAAGGCACUGGACAAGGCACUUGACAAAAAUUCCAAGGAAUUUCAUUUUCAAAAAUUUGGGGAAAAAUUGACAUUUUAUCCAUAUGUUUCGAUGAAGAUUUUCACCAACAUUUUAUUGCGCAAGGUAACACAUGGAAAAGGCCCUGGACAAGGCACUAGACAAAAGUUCCCAGGAAAUUCAUUUUCAAAAAUUUUGCGGAUUGACAAAAACCAUCAAAUUAAGUCUCCGCCAAUUAAAAGCAAUGGCAGUCAAAUUAAAGCAAUUUACAGCACAUGCAAUAUAGUGGCGAAAAUAGGCAUUUUAAAAGUACUGUUUUUUUUUGUUUUGUUGG
Molecule: messenger RNA, 863 nt
Organism: Owenia fusiformis
Lineage: Eukaryota; Metazoa; Annelida; Polychaeta; Sabellida; Oweniidae
Source: the annotation of a GenBank genome assembly